UGGGACCCUCGCUUAUUUGUCGACACGUGACUUGCACGGCAGCUCCACCGUAGAUAUACGUAGACUUCACCGCAUACUCUCUCAGUCACACCGAGGUUGACCCAGUUACCAAACAACACAACAACCAAAGAGACUCGAAGUUAUAACCAGAGAGUCGGGAAACAAAUUAUCUAUUCACUUCCGUCGCCGGCGAUUUACUCUCACCGGCACAUAUCUAAGAAUUUAGGGGUUUUCUUUUUUUUCUCUCAGAGUUUAGAGAGUUCUCUGAGAGAAAAGAAUGAAAAGGAGCUUCGACGGGAACGAUGAGGAUCAGCCUGAGCGUAAGCGGCCUGCUCUUGCUAGUGUGAUUGUUGAAGCUCUGAAAGUUGACAGUUUGCAGAAGCUUUGCUCGUCUUUGGAACCUAUCCUCCGCCGAGUUGUCAGUGAGGAAGUGGAACGUGCUUUGGCAAAAUUAGUCCCUGCUAGGCUUACUGAAAGUUCCGGGUCUCCUCCGAAACGAAUCGGUGGUCCAGAUGGCCGGAACUUGCAGCUGCAUUUCAAGUCUAGGCUAUCUCUUCCUUUAUUCACCGGAGGGAGAGUGGAAGGAGAGCAAGGCGCUGCGAUCCAUGUUGUACUGAUCGAUGCAAACACAAGGCGUCCUGUGACAUUUGGGCCAGAAGCUUCCCUGAAGCUCGAGGUCGUUGUGCUUGGUGGUGACUUCAACAAGGAAGAUGAUGGAGACUGGACACAGGAGGAGUUUGAAAGCCACGUUGUGAAAGAGCGUGAAGGAAAGAGACCGUUGCUUGCUGGAGACUUGUGUGUUGUUCUCAAGGAAGGUGUAGGCACUUUAGGGGAGCUUGUUUUCACGGAUAAUUCGAGUUGGAUUCGAAGCCGGAAGUUCAGGCUUGCCUUAAGGGUCGCUUCUGGGUGUUGUGAUGGUGGCACACGCGUGCGUGAGGCAAAGACGGAAGCUUUCGUUGUUAAAGAUCACAGGGGAGAAUUGUACAAGAAGCAUUAUCCACCUGCUUUGAACGAUGAAGUGUGGAGAUUGGAGAAGAUUGGUAAGGAGGGGGCGUUUCACAAGAAGCUAACUGCUGCAGGAAUAGUCACUGUGGAGGGCUUUCUGAGAAACUUGGUCAGAGAUUCUGCAAAAUUACGGGGUAUUCUGGGAUCUGGAAUGUCAAACAAGAUGUGGGAUGUGCUAGUGGAGCAUGCAAAGACAUGUGUUCUAAGCGGUAAGCUUUAUAUCUACUAUGCUGAAGAGACAAGAACUGUCGGCGUUGUGUUCAAUAACAUCUACGAGUUAUGUGGCCUCAUUUCUGGGGAUCAAUACUUCUCUGCUGAUUCACUCUCUGACAGCCAAAAGGUAUAUGUGGAUGGACUGGUGAAGAAAGCAUAUGAGAAUUGGAACCAAGUCAUAGAGUAUGAAGGCAAAACUCUGUUAAACUUCAAUCAGCCUGAGCGGUUGGAUAUAUCUCAGACUGAUACUGAAACAGCUCCAGCAAAUUACUCUACGGUGCUUCCGUCUUCAAUGCCACAUAGUCAGCUUCCAGAUUUCUCAAUCGGAGGGUAUAAUCAAACGGUUGCAACAGCUCAGCUUCAUAACCCACAAGCGCAAUGCGGUAUUGUUUUACCGCAAGAUCAGUAUAUGGCAAUACAUCAACAUCGAAACCAAACCGCCAUAGAGAAUCAAAACGUGACUGGGCUGGAUCUUGGUCCUCCACAACUGCAAUCCACAGGCGGGUACCAAGACAUCGGUUCUUCUGUUCAUCAGGCAGGUCUUAAUUCCUUACAAGACUGGUCAAACGAGCGUGAGAACAACUUUUUGUCAGAGGAAGAUAUCAGGCUAAGUAGCCAUGAAAUUCUAGGGAAUGAGGACAUGCAACAGUUGCUCCAGCUCUUCAGCAUGGGAGGAGGCAACGGAGAAGAUGGGCUUGCUUUCCCAUCGUUUAUGCAAAAUUCGCCGAUGACUCAGGGAUAUGAUGAUGACCGUGGGAGAUCAGGGAAAGCGGUUGUUGGGUGGCUAAAGAUCAAAGCAGCAAUGAGAUGGGGAAUCUUCAUAAGGAGGAAAGCUGCUGAGAGAAGAAGAGCUCAGAUUGUGGAGCUUGAUACUGUUGAUGAAGAGAUUAACAGUCAGGUUGCUUGCUAGUCUAUAGAAAGCCCUGUACAGUUUAGUUAUACAUAUACGAUAUACCACAUCACUUGCCGAUAUGGUUUCUCUCAUCUUCGGCCUUAUAUUUUUCCUUUUUUUGGGUUUUGCUUGCUUGGAUUUGGCUGGUUAGACAGGAACAAUUGUACUGAUGCCAGCAAUUAGGUUAUGACAUCGAUAUUCAUAGUUUAUGUUUUGAGAAUACGGUGGAGUUUUUGAAAUUAAAUCUUCAGAGUUCUUCGCUUCUAAUGCUUGAGCUAUAUUGCAUGAAACAAGGC
Thlaspi arvense is the source of this 2406-nucleotide messenger RNA. Lineage: Eukaryota; Viridiplantae; Streptophyta; Magnoliopsida; Brassicales; Brassicaceae. The record is from the annotation of a GenBank genome assembly.